Molecule: messenger RNA, 18204 nt
Organism: Penicillium taxi
Lineage: Eukaryota; Fungi; Ascomycota; Eurotiomycetes; Eurotiales; Aspergillaceae
Gene: nrps1
Exons: 9
Coding region: 1-18204 (6067 amino acids)
Molecular function (GO): phosphopantetheine binding; catalytic activity
Source: RefSeq, a predicted model, not a curated record
AUGACGAUCAUGGCCAAAUCCUCACAUUGCUACCUACCUACCUUCUCUACCGCGGUAGACGGACCGAGACGCCCUGUAUCGAUCAAGACGAGGCCGACACCUGCUCAGCAUGCGCAGUUAUUCACUGCCUGGCAAGAGGGCCGCCUGGAAUCUGUCCUGCAGACGACUUGGGGUCUAGUCUUGCACUACUACCUCCGAACCGAAGAUAUCAGCUUCGGGUUCCAAUACAUCGACGGCGAUACGCCGACCACUAUACAAACUGUACAACAAUCCGGGAUCGCGAAUCUUUCGAUAGUCCGGCUAGCCAUUGGUGAAAACGACUCCAUCAAGGCAAUUGUAGAUAAAGUGAAGAAUCGUGAUGAAUCUGAUUCUCAAACGACCGAAGGAUCUCUGGAAGGUGCAUCUGGCGCAUUGCCCUUCAACACCAUCUUGAUGCUGCGCACGUAUCACCAGGCUGUCGAUUCGCCAACGUUGCCCGCCAGCCCAUUGCUGGCAAAUCCACUCCCAGAACAGUGCCAAGUUCGCCUUCAUGUGAAGGUAUUGAGUCGAGACAUCAGCAUCUUCCUUGAAUGGCGAAACGGAUCUAUGUCUGGCAACCAAAUGAAGAGUGUUGCCUAUAUUUUUGAACAAACGCUUAACAAAGUCCUUUCUGCCGAGGACAUUGCUAUCAACCAGCUUAAUUUCUUCUCGGACAAUGAUUGGCAGCGGAUCCAGAAAUGGAAUUCCACUACCCCGAAGCUUUACGAUCGCUGCAUACACGAUGCGAUCCGCGACAACGCAAUCAACGGCCCAGAUAGGGAGGCAGUGUGUGCCUGGGAUGGUACACUGACUUAUAGCGAGCUGAACGAAGCAGCCUCAAAGCUUGCAUAUCACCUGCGCAUGCAGGGAGUUGGCCCUGAAGUGCGCGUGGCCCUGUGCUUUGAUAAAUCGAAAUGGAACAUUGUUGCAAUGCUUGGCGUUAUGGCCGCCGGUGGCGCUUUCGUCCCAUUGGACCCGACACACCCAACAUCGCGACUGCAAAAUCUCAUCGAGUCUGUUAAGGCUCCUGUAGUGUUGUGCUCGGAAACCCGCGUGGAGACUCUUCGCUCUGUUGCGAAGAAUGUGAUUCCACUCUGCGACGAGACCCUGGCAAGUUUUGCUGCCCCUGCUGAAGGCGUCGACCUUGCAUCGGGUGUCACUAGCCAAAAUGCAGCUUACGUCUUGUUCACUAGCGGAUCGACGGGCGAGCCUAAGGGCACGCUGCUCGAACACCGCGCUUUCUUGUCUGGUGCUAUGGUUCAUGGACCUGGCUUGCAGGUUUUCCGUGAUUCAAGAUCACUUCAAUUCGCAGCUCACACUUUUGAUGCUAGUCUGGCAGAGACACUGACUCCUCUAAUCCAUGGAGCCUGUGUCUGUAUUCCUAGUGAGGAGGCGCGGCUCAAUGAUAUAGUCGGUGUUAUUAAUGAGAUGCGUGUCACCCAAGCAUGCUUCACACCCUCAUUCAUUGGCUUCAUUGACAUCGAAACUGUGCCGGGGCUAAAGAGUAUUACUUUGGCCGGAGAGGCAAUGUCGCAGUCUCAACUGGCCACUUGGUCCAAAAUCAAACUAGUUAAUGGAUACGGACCGACCGAGGCCAGUGUCGCAGCGACGAUCAAUUGCAACAUCACACCAGAUACCGACUGUAAAGAUAUCGGAUUCCCAGUCGGCGUCAAAGCUUGGCUUGUCAACCCUGAAAAUCAUGACGAGCUGGUCCCUGUGGGCGCUCCCGGUGAACUUUUGCUUGAAGGCCCAACCCUGGCUAGAUGCUAUGUUAACAACCCAGAGAAAACCAACGAAUCUUUCAUUUACGACCCCGCCUGGACGAAGCUGGACUCCACAGGCGGCAUGAAUCGGAGAUUUUACAAGACCGGUGAUUUGGCACGGUACAACUCUGAUUCAGGCUCAUUCAAUUAUAUUGGCCGGAAGGAUACCCAGGUCAAGGUUCACGGACAGCGAAUUGAACUAGGCGAAAUUGAGAAUCAAUUGAUGAGAGACUCUAAUGUUACGCAUUGUGCCGUGCUGUUCCCCAAAACGGGUUUCUCAAAUGGCCGAUUGGCAGCUGUCAUUUCCUCAGCUGGGUUGUUCGCUGAUCAAUCGGAUGCGAACCUUGAGCCCUUGCGCCUGAUAUCUCCAUCGAUGAAAGCGAAACUGGUCGCAGGAAUUCGAGAGGGACUAUCGGUCAGACUGCCAACCUACAUGGUACCGUCUGUCUGGUUGUUCGUUGAGUCUAUGCCUCUCCUGCCCUCUGGUAAGCUUGACCGAAAAGGCAUUGCUGGGUGGGUCGCUGGUAUGGAAAUAGACCCAGAUCUUUCAAAUUCCAAGGCCGCUACGGUCUCAGAUGGGACUGUAUCUCACCCUGCUAACGAGACGGAGGAGGCUCUCGCUGCUGUUUAUAGCCGCGUUCUCAACAUCCCCCAAAAUCUUGUAGAUCUUGAUGAAAGUUUCUUGGCCUUGGGUGGUGACUCUCUUGCUGCUAUGACCUGUGUGGGACACUGUAAGAAGCGUGGUUUCGGUCUUUCUGUGCAGGAGGUUCUUCGCAGCAAGUCUAUCCGUGAUCUAGCCACACGUGUCAAAGCGCUGCACAACACGACCUAUAAAGAGGCAGUUGAGGAGAAAUUCAGCCUGUCCCCUAUCCAGGUCCUUCACUUUGGCGUUCGCAAGGAGGGACAGGGCCACUUCAACCAGGGAAUCACCACUCGCAUUAGCAAACCGAUCGAGGAGGCCACUUUGCGGAAGGCUAUCGAAACCCUCGUUUCUCGUCAUUCCAUGCUGCGCGCUCGAUUCGAGGAUGCUGGUGAUGGUACCGCAUCUAACCAGCGGAUUACUGCCGAUGUGAAGGGCUCAUACAGAUGGCGCCGUCAUAUUGUCGGUCGAAUGGAUGAAAUUGAACCAUUUGUGGCGGACAGUCAGUCCUGCAUCAAUUGCUUCUCUGGUCCUAUGUUGGCCGUCGAGUACUUCUGCUUUCACGAUAAAAGUCAGCCUCAUGUCAUUUCGAUGACUGCACACCAUCUGGUAGUCGACAUUGUCUCUUGGAGAAUAAUUCUGGAAGACCUAGAAGAUCUAGUGGUGAACCCGGAGAGGUCAGGUAGUGAUACUGGCUCCGUCCCGUAUCAGACAUGGUGCUGCUUGCAGGAGGAGCACUCCAAAGCUCUAGUUUCAGAAGGAAAGGCACCGAAGGAUCCACUUCCUGUCAUUGACUUCAAUUUCUGGGGUCUGAAGAGCAACUCGACGACUUACGGUGAUGUUGAUUGUGCAUCAUUUGAAAUCGAUGAGGUCCACACCAAGUCUAUCUUGCUGGAAUGCCACAAGGCUCUGGAUACAGAACCGAUUGAUCUGUUCCUUGCAUCGCUGUUGCACUCGUUUGGAAACUCGUUCACUGACAGACAUUUGCCAACCAUCUACAACGAGGGCCACGGACGCGAGGUCUGGGAUCCCUCAAUUGAUAUCUCACACACCGUUGGAUGGUUCACGAUCUUGCAUCCAAUCCUUGUAGAUGGAUUCCGAGCUGAUAACCCAGUUGAUACCCUUAUCAAGGUUAAGGACCUGCGACGUCGCGUGACAGAUAAUGGUCGCGCGGAUUUCGCCAGCCGAGUUCUGAAAACUGGAGGGCCCCAGAGUGGUAGCCACCCGCAUCCGUUCGAGAUGUCCUUCAACUAUGUUGGACAGCACCGUGAUCUACAGAGACAAGAUGGUCUUUUCCAACUGGUCAACCAAAUGGCCGGAGAGACUGGUCAAGGUAGUGGUGCGGCAGAUUUCGGACGUGACACUCCCCGAUUUGGCCUUUUCGAGAUUUCUGCCAUGGUUGUCGCUGGCAAAAUUCGGUUCACAUUCUCUUUCAACAAGUUUAUGCAGCAUCAAAAUCGCAUCCACCAGUGGGUUUCCAACUGCCAGCAGCAACUGACUUCAAUGUGUGACCAGCUCAGCGCUAUGGAGCCUCGUUUGACGCUCAGCUCAUUCCCAAUGCUUUCUUUGACCUAUGACAGUCUGGACAGACUACUCACAGAAAAGCUUCCUCGUAUUGGUGUCCGCUCUGCCGACCAUAUCGAGGAUAUCUACCCUUGUUCACGUAUGCAGCAGGGUAUUCUCCUCGGUCGCACUCGGGACAGCUCCUACUACGCUGUCCAUGAUACCUUUGAGGUUCAAGCUACUGGGUCCUCAGCACCGAAUCUGGACCGACUCAUUGCGGCGUGGAAGCAAGUCACUUCACACCAUGCAAUGUUCCGCACAAUUUUUGUUGAGAACCUCACUCCUCGUGAUCCCUUCUCCCAGGUUGUGUUGAAGGAGUAUGAUGCAGCCCCCGUAAUCCUGCCGUCCGUUGGUGACGAUGAUGUGUUGGCUGCGUUUGAUGCUCAAGAGCCCAAUAACUACGAUGAUAUCAGCCCUGCUUAUCGUUUCACGCUUUGCCAGACAUUUACUGGUCGGCUUUUCGGUCGAAUUGAGCUCAGCCACGCUGCCAUGGAUGGUAACUCGAUUUCCAUCAUCAUGCGUGACCUGCAGCUUGCAUACGUUGGCAGACUUGAGCAGAGCCGGCGCCCGUUGUUCAAGGAAUACAUCAACUAUCUCCAGAAUGCGCCUCAACAAGCAAGCAUCAACUACUGGCGCUCAUAUUUGUCGGAUUCUAAACCUUGUAUUUUCCCUGUGCUCACUGACGGCAAGACUCCCGCAAGGAAGGCUCUCCGCUCCAUUCCUGUGAGGUUUGAAUCUUUGGCCCAACUGCAAAGUGUUUGUGAUAACAAGGGAACCACUCUCUCAAAUGCGUUCAAUGCGGCCUGGGGUUUGACUUUGCGACUCUUCAGCGGCUCCGAUGAUGUCAGCUUCAGCUACAUGGCAUCGCUGCGAGAUAUUUCUGUAGAUGGUAUUCAGCUCGUUGUUGGUCCGGUGAUCAACAUCAUGGUCUGCCGAAUGAAAUUGUCUGGAACUUCCUUGUUGAAGGAUGUAAUAGAGAGUAUCCAGAAUGAUUACAUCGAAAGUCUGCCAUACAGACAUACCUCGUUGAUUGAUAUUCAGCAUGCGCUCAAGCUGUCUGAUGGAAACCUGUUCAACUCUGGUGUGUCAUACCGUCGCUUGCCGGGUGCUAAGGACGCCGUGAUUAGCGAUAUUGAAUGCGUCGAAGUCGGUGCUAUUCACGAUCCAGCUGAGUUCCCGGUCUUCAUCAACAUUGAAGCCAUGGAUAGCAAUGCACAAAUCGAUUUGAACUACUGGAGCACCCAUCUUUCCGAUGCUCAAGCUACCAAUGUUGCCAACACCUACCUCGCUUGCCUGAACAGUAUCAUGACCAGCUCUGAUAGCGAGAUCCGCGAGUUGGAGUGCCUCAAUGACAGCAAUAAGCUUCAAAUUGCCGCAUGGAACAGCCAGAAGCCGCAAACCGUCGAGAAGUGUGCCCACCAGAUCAUUCAGGAUAUGGCCAUUAAAACCCCCGAUGCAUUGGCAAUGAAGGCCUGGGAUGGUACUAUGACCUACUCCAAGCUUGAUCAAUACUCCUCGCGCCUUGCCAGCUAUUUGAUGACAUUCGGAGUUGGGCCUGGUACCCUCGUUCCCACUUCUUUCGAGAAGUCUCUUUGGAACACAGUGUCAACGCUUGCUGUCAUGAAGGCUGGCGGUGGUUGUGUCCCGGUCGACUCACCUAAGACUAUGGGUUUGAUUGAGAAGUGGGUUCUCGAAAAGAACGUCCAAGUUGCUCUAGCGUCGCCAGAAAAAGCCCAAGUCCUUGAGGAGACUAUCCCCUACGUCAUUCCUGUUGGUGCAUCUCUUCUUGAGUACCUCAAUGAUGAGCCCUUGAUGUCUGCAGCAUGCGUUGAUGAUGCUGCAUACGUUGUUUUUUCUGCCGGUGCUUCAUCAAGUCCAAAAGCCAUCGUCCUAGAUCAUGUGGCAAUAGUGGCAAGGGCUGCUGCGUUUUCCAAGUCCCUCCAGAUGACUGAUGUCUCCAGGACCUUGCAAUUUGGUGACCAUACCUCUGAUCUGUUCUUGCUUGAGACUUUCGGAACAUUCCUUCGCGGGGGUUGUGUCUGCAUCCCGGUUGAUGUCCAGCCAGAUAGCCUUAGCACAUCUAUCAAUAGCCUUGAUGCUACUGUCGCCUGCAUCACCCCUACAAUUGCGAAGUUCAUUUCACCAAAGGACGUUCCAAGUCUAAGUGUAUUGUCUAUGAUUGGUGAAGCUGUUACAAGUGACCUUUUCGAGAAGUGGAACACCAAGGAUCUCACUGUGCACUGCCUUUAUGGUACAACUGAACGUUCCUCGGCAUCUUUACACACCACCCAAUUUUCUCCGGCCAUCCUUGGUACGGCUGUGUCUUGUAACUCGUGGGUCGUUGAUUCCACUAACUGCGAUAUCUUGGUCCCGGUCGGUGCUGUUGGUGAGUUGGUUCUCGAUGGCCCUCCAAUUCCUCCCAUGUACCUCGACCAGGAACUGCCCGCCGAUUCCUAUUUCGAAUCCCCGACAUGGUUGUCCAACUUCCACAAAGACAUUGACUCUACGUUACCACCCCAGCAAUUCUUCAAGACUGGAGAUCUCGUCCGCUACAACUCUGAUGGUUCAUUGGUGUACGUUGGACGAAAGCCUAUUGAAGCUGGAUUCAUUGCUUGCUCAGAUAGACUCGAUCUUGAGGAGUGCAUUGACUCACACUUCAGUUCCAAGAGGUUUUGCAUUCCAGGAUGUGUCUCUUUCAAAGGAGAUCUUUCAGAUCGAUUGGUUGCGUUUGUUUGCACCUCUGAAACCUCCCCUGUCUCCUUUGAAGAGGGCGUCAUUCAGGACUCAGUUCCUGAGAUGAAAUCUAUCAUUGCUGCGUUGCACGCAUAUUUGAGCACAAGGGUCUCAUCAAGGAAUGUUCCGAGUACGUAUAUUCCCAUCUCCUCCAUCCCCCUCACCCGUUUUGGUAAGUUUAACCACCAAGGUCUGAAUGAAGAGCUUCAAGGCCUCUCAAACAAGGUGCUAAGCUCCUUCCACAUUAAAUCUUGGACUGAAUCCAAGUCUUCAAAUCGGAUUUCUCGCCAGUCUCUUUCCGGGUCCAAUGUUGCUUUCUGGAGAGAAUAUCUUGCUGAUGUUGAGCCAUGCAAUUUCCCGGCCCUAUCCGAGGACCCCAGCAAGGGUAUUGCAACACGCACACUCAACAGACAGUCUCAUGAGCUGCAGAACUUCGCCAAAUCGUGCUCUGUUUCUAUUGAGACUAUUCUCCAAGUUGUGUGGGGACUUGUCUUACGUUGUUAUACUGGGUCUGAUGACGUUUGCUUCGGUUACUACAGAAGCAAGCUGGAUGACUCCGCAGCUGUCUACAUCACCCGCCUUUCCGUCAGUAACGCUCGCAAGAUUAUCGAAAUCUUGCAGCAAGCCAAGUCCGACGCGGAGAAGGCGAAGCAGAACUUCGCUGAGCUGAAUGUUGUCCUCAAUCAACUGGGCCUGAAUGAUACCAAUGUUUUCAACACCCUCCUCACAUACCGCGAGGUCGUAUCUCCAAGCGGACGGCCCUCACCUUCAAAGACUUUCGAUGGUUUCAACAUUACGGUUUCCGCGGAAGUUUCUAGCACUAUUGUGGCAAUUCGUUUCCAUUAUUCCACAGAAACACUUUCCUCAUCCCAGGUCACCCAUCUCAUCGACACCUUUGGGCACAUCCUGGCAGAUAUCAUUUCUUCCAGUCCCCAGGACCGCGCCAUCGGCCAGAUAGAUUUCUUCCCCCGAAGCUCUUGCCGCCAAAUCCGUGAUUGGAACGCGAGCUCUCCUCCACGUUUGGAACGGUGCACUGAUGAACUCAUCCAGCAACAAGCACUGAUGCACCCUCUUAAUGAGGCCAUUUGUUCUUGGGACAAAAGCUUUACUUACGGAGAGCUGGAUCUCACUGCCACCCGGCUCGCCCGUUACCUCGCAAGCCUGGGUGUUAAGCCUGACAGCUUUGUGGUUCUCUGCUUCGAAAAAUCUGCCUGGGCGGUCGUUGCCCAGUUGGCCAUUCUCAAAGCUGGAGGUGCUUUCGUCAGCGUUGAUCCUUCUCACCCUGAUUCGCGCCUGCAGAUGCUGAUCGACGAGAUUGGAGCCGAGUUGGUUUUAAGCUCAGUACUACUUCAACCAAAAAUGUCGAAGCUUUGCAAGCAAGCGUUUGCACUGUCGCAGGAAAGCAUCGAUAAAAUGGAUGAAUCGUCCCUUCCAUCCUUGCCCCCCCCUAGACACACUCCCCAAAGUCCAGCCUACGCAAUUUUCACUUCGGGAACAACUGGGAAGCCCAAGGCGACUGUGCUCGAGCACACGGCGCUGAGUACCACCGCUUUUGCACUGAAGGAUGUUUUGAGAUUGAAUACUAGCAAUCGAGCCUUGCAAUUCUCAAACUACACUUUCGAUGUGAGCAUCUUCGAGAUUCUUAUGACUCUGAUGACUGGUGGCACUGUCUGCAUUCCCAGUGACGAUGAGCGCAUGAAUGAUUUGGGAGGUGCCAUUGAUCGCCUGCAGGUCACCAGUUUGGCCCUUACUCCUUCAAUUGCCAAUACUCUGGACCCGAAAUCUAUUCCAAGCUUGAAGGUAAUGUUGACCGGUGGCGAGAAGAUAUCUGUACAUCACAUUGAUCGCUGGCGCGACCGCUGCGUUAUUAAUGCGUACGGGCCUUCCGAAGGUACUGUCAUUUCUACUCUUGGUUUCAAGACCGACUGGGAUGGCAACCUUAUCGAUCAUGACCCUAUGUCGAUUGGCACUGCCCCUAACUGUCGUUUGUGGAUCGUUGACCCUAAUGACUUUAACCGUCUUCUUCCCGUCGGUGCUGUCGGCGAGUUGCUCCUCGAGGGCAGCAAUAUCUCCCGUGGGUACCUUGGUAACGCGGAGAAGACCAAGGCUGCGUUCGUUCAAGAUCCCAUUUGGCGCCAGCACUCUGGAUUGCAAGGCAUCUUCCCACGCAACGAGCGCAUGUACCGAACUGGUGACCUCGUGCGCUACAACAGCGAUGGCAGCCUCGCCUUCCUCUGCCGCAAGGACACCCAAAUCAAGUUUAACGGUCAGCGCAUUGAGCUUGAGGAGCUUGAAAGUCAAUGCGUUCAAUGCCUCCCCGAAGGUUCUCAUGCCGCCGUCGAGGUUGUUGUUCCUCAGGAGAAAACUGUCGCCAAAAGUCUUGCCGCAUUCUUCACAAUUUCUGACAAUGACUCUUCCCGAAGCAUCCCAGGUCUUGAUCCGUUGCUCCUUCCCAUCUCAGUUUCCAUCGUGGAUGUUGUGCAGAAGUUGAAGAACUCCUUGCCCGAUCGCGUUCCUCAGAGUGUUAUGCCUCGGCUGUUUUUCCCUCUACGAAGCCUGCCUGUUACCACUUCUGGCAAGGUUGAUCGCCGCCGUUUGCACGCUAUGGUCGAGACUUUGCCCAAGGCUACAUUGAAAUCCUACGCCAUAUUAAAUACUGUGACCAAAACGGAGCCAUCAUCCGCAGAUGGACUUGAGGCCCAGUUGCAAACUCUUAUUGAAAAGACACUUGACCUGGACGCUAACUCCGUCGCUAAUGACGACAGCUUCUUCGCCCUUGGCGGUGAUUCUUUCUCUGCCAUGAGCCUUGUUGGUGCCGCUCAGGCCCAGGGUAUCUCACUCAAUGUGGCUACGAUUUUUAACAACCCAAUCAUCAGCGAUAUGGCUAAGAGCUGCUCAUCAGUACCUGAAGUCUCAGCGCCAAAGAAGGCAUCCCUCAAGCCAUUCUCUCUGCUGCCCUCUUCCGUGGAACUGGAAGAACUCAUGGACGAGAUUGUAGAUAACUGUGACGUUCCCAAGAGCUGCAUUGUCGACGUUUACCAAUGUAGCGCUGUUCAAGAAGGUCUUUUGACCCUUUCUGUGAAACACGCUGGUGCCUAUGUCGCGGAGCCUGCCUUCCGUCUCGCCGACGGUGCGGACCUUGGACGUUUCAAGGCGGCCUGGGAAAAGACUGUGGCCGAUUUGGAUAUCCUGCGGACUCGCAUUGUCCACACUGACAGCUUGAACUUUGUCCAAGCCGUGCUCAAAGAGCAGCCCAUCUCAUGGGUCCAUGCGCAGUCCUUCAGCCAAAUUCCGAACGAUUUCUUGGACUUGCCCAAGCAAAAUGGCGCCCCACUGACUGGAUAUGCGAUUGUUCAGCCUCCUUCGUCCUCUACACGCUACUUUGUGUGGGCUGUCCACCACUCUUUGUAUGAUGGAUGGAGUAUUCCUUUGGUCUACCGCAAGUUCGAGGAGAACUACAACAAGUCCAGCUUCCAACAGUCAACUGCCCCAUAUGGUCUUUUCAUUGAGUACCUAAACAACCAGGAUAAGGAACAGUCUGACAUUUUCUGGAAGAACUACCUCGCCGACUUAUCCAGCACUCCUUUCCCACAAAGCAAGAACUCAGUAUCUCAUGCCGUUCGCGCUGGAAACACCCAGUACCAUACCAUGGAAAUCUCCAGGCCCAACAACAGCGUGGAAUUCACUCUUCCUGUUCUCCUUCGUGCUGCAUGGGCGAUUGUUAUCUCCUCUCACACAGGGUCCGGAGAUGUCUGUUUUGGAGAGACUCUCUCUGGUCGCAACAUCGAUCUGCCUGGCGUGGGUGACAUUGCUGGCCCUGUUCUGACAACUGUGCCAACACGCAUCCAAGUUGACAGCGAUAUGUCUAUUACCAAGUAUUUGGAGACUGUGAACCGGUCAACCACUGAUAUGAUCCCUCAUCUGCACCGAGGUCUGCAAAGCAUUCGUCAAUUAAACAACGACACUGCCAGUGGAUGCGACUUCAAGAACCUCCUCGUCAUCCAAUCGAACGAUGGAAAUCUGGACGAAGACAUUUGGAUCGACGAGAAGCGAGAGACCAGUGAGGACUUCUUCACUCACCCCCUGGUUCUUGAGUGCGCUAUUUCGAAGACUAGAAUGUCCAUCACAGCUCAUCAUGACGAGCUCAUCAUCAGCGGAUGGCAGACAAAGCGACUGGCUGAGCAGUUCAGCCAUGUUCUCUCGCAGCUUAUCGCCGUUCCCAAAACUAGCGUCGGAAAUGUCGCAGACCUGGAGAUCGUCAGUCCAGAAGACAAGGAAAUCAUUGCUGAAUGGAAUGGACGCGAUCCUCUUGCCAUUGAGCGAUGUGUCCAUGAUUUCAUUCGACAGAAGACUGAGGAAACACCCAAUGCCCCAGCUGUCGUCGCAUGGGAUGGCAAACUGUCUUACCGUGAGUUCUGGACUCUAGCUUCAUCUUUCGCAAACUACCUGGUUUCCCGCGGAGUUGGCCCUGAAGUGCUGGUACCGGUUUGCCUGGACAAAUCUGCAUGGGCCAUGGUGACCUUGAUCAGUAUUCUGAUUGCUGGUGGUGCUUACGUUCCGCUUGACCCGCAUCACCCUACUUCCAGACACGAGGAGAUCCUAGCGGACGUUGGUGCCAACAUGAUUCUUUGCACCCCCAACUACACAAACCGAUACAACCGAGUUGUCAAGACUGUUAUUCCUAUCAGCCAGGAGACCCUCAAGGCUUACGGCUCGCUCAACUCUUCUUCUCGCCCCUGUUCUGAAGUUACCCCUGCUAACAAGGCCUAUGCCCUGUUCACUUCAGGGUCAACCGGACGUGCUAAGGGAAUUAUUGUUGAACACCGCAAUGUUGUUAGCAGUAUCAUGUCGUUCGCUCCUCUUACUCUUAUGACGGCAUCCUCCCGAGUUUUUCAAUUCGCAUCCCUUACAUUUGAUGCUGCUAUCAUGGAAACUCUCGCAAUCCUAAUGGUUGGUGGCUGCAUCUGCGUCCCCAGCGAAGAUGACCGUCUGAACGACGUUGCCGGUGCAAUGCGCCGACUUGAUGUGAACUGGGCUUUCCUCACCCCUAGCAUUGCUUCUAUCAUCGAGCCAUCAUCCGUGCCUUCCCUGAAGCUUAUGGUUUGUGGUGGUGAGAAGCUGUCACCAGAAGUCAUCAGCAAGUGGGCAAAUGCUCUUACGCUUAUGAAUGGAUAUGGACCUACUGAAACUUGUGUUUUCGCUGUCGUUGAACCUAACAUGACAGUUGGUACUGACCCAUCCCGCAUUGGCCACGGUAUUCCAAGUACGUUGACAUGGAUUGUCGAUUCUGGAAACCACAAUCGUCUGGCACCUUUGGGCGCUGUUGGUGAACUUGCCCUGGAGGGUCUUUCCUUGGCCAGAGAGUAUCUCAACAAUCCUGAGAAGAACGCAGAGUGCUUUAUUCAAAAUCCUGCAUGGAUCGGUGAUUUCAAGUCCUCUCUACCAUCUCCACGCAGAAUUUACUUGACUGGUGAUCUCUGCUUCUACGGCCCCGAUGGAUCAAUCCAAUAUAUCAGUCGCAAAGAUCACCAGGUAAAAUUGCACGGCCAACGUAUGGAGCUUGGUGAGAUUGAACAUAGAAUUCAUGAUCAGCCAAUCGUCCGUCACGCUGUUGUUAUUCUUCCCAAGACUGGUCCUCUCAAACAGCGCCUCGUCACUGUGAUGUCCCUGAACAAAAUUUCCACCGACGCCAAAUUGAUCUCCGACAAAGCGUGUGAGCUCGUAGGAGGACGAGACUUCAACCGCCAUGGCCUUGCUGGACUAGUGGAAGUUCAGAAAAAUCUCGAAUCACAGCUUCCCAUCUACAUGGUGCCGCAAACAUGGGCUCUAAUCAAGAAACUCCCCAUGCUUGUCUCUGGCAAACUAGACCGGAAGAAGAUCACAUCCUGGCUUGAAAAUAUUGAUGACGAGUCAUAUGAACGCAUUAUGCAAGAUUAUGACCAGAUGAAACGUGGACCUAGUCAGAAUCUGCAGGAGGAGGAGGAGGAGGAAGAAGAAGAAAAAGAAGUGGCGGAGAAUUACCAGGAACAAGGGAAGCAAAACAUUUCCCUGAAGACCAUUCGCGAGGUUGUUUCGCAAGCUCUCAACAGUCCACUGGAGAAGGUUAAUGCGGACCGGUCUUUCGUCAGCUUGGGCGGAGACAGUAUCACGGCAAUGGCCGUGAUUUCGAAAGCGCGGAAACAGGGCCUGAUCGUGACUCUCAACGACAUCCUUCAGAGUCGCUCAAUUCUAGAACUGGCACAAACUGCCAAAUCAAAGGUUCCAGCUACUUCCCAUCGCGAAGAGAAAUCUGGUCACGGCUUUGCUUUGUCUCCUAUCCAGAAGCUUUACAUGGAUUGUUCAACUUCAUUCAAGGGUGACGCUCGUUUUAACCAGAGUAUCACCGUGAAACUUGCCCGCCGGGUGGAUGACGAAGUGAUUCAUCACGCCCUUAAGGCAGUCACUAGACAGCAUGCUAUGUUCCGUACACGCUUUGAAAAGACCACCAAUAGAACUUGGGAGCAAAAAACAUCCGCGGAGGUCGAUUCGUCGUACCGAUUCAGGGUCCACUUUGUCAACGACACGCGAUCCAUGGUCCCCAAGAUCUCGGACAGCCAGUCUUGCCUUGAUCCACUCAAUGGCCCUAUCUUCGCUGCUGACCUAUUCAAUCUCCGUGCUGGUGGCCAAGUGCUUUUCCUUGUGGCUCACCACCUUUGUGUUGACAUGGUGUCUUGGCGCAUUAUUCUUUCAGACCUUGAAGAUUUGGUUGUUUCAGGGGCCUUGUCUGAUGAUAGGCCUCUGUCCUUCCAGGCUUGGUGCGCUAUGCAACGCCAGAGAUCAAAGAUUGAGGAUGCCGCCCUUACACUUCCUUUUACCCCAGAAAAGCCCAACUUAGAAUACUGGGGCAUGCAUCAAUCACCCAACGUGUACGGCGAUAUCAAGAUGGAAUCUUUCAGUUUGAAUGAGGCUACUACCCACUAUAUCCUGGAUGGCUGUCACAACGUUUUUGGUACCGAAACUGUCGAUGUCUUGCUCGCAUCUAUCCUCCACUCGUUCCGUCGUACCUUCACUGAUCGCAAAGUGCCAACUAUUUACAACGAAGGCCACGGUCGGGAAGCUUGGGAUUCGAGUAUUGAUUUGUCGAGAACCGUUGGUUGGUUCACCACUAUGGCACCCCUGCAUAUUGACGACGGGGAUGGUACUAUCAUGGAUACCAUCAAACGUGUCAAGGACACUAGACGCAAGAUCACUGAUAACGGACGUCCCUACUUUGCAAAGAGUCUGCUGCAGUCAGACGGUGCUGAUUUCCCUGUACCUUUGGAGAUCCUGUUUAACUACCUUGGCAAGCUCCAGCAGCUUGAGCGCAAUGACUCCUUGUUCCAGCACCAGGAAAGUGUUUUUGACAGCUCGGACUUCGCUGUUGCUGGCGACAUGGGUCCUAAUACUGUGAGAUUCGCAUUGUUCGAAGUUUCUGCCAUCGUUCUCAAAGAUCGCCUCAACUUCUCCUUCACAUACAACCGAAAAAUUCAACGCGAGAGUCAGAUCCUCCGAUGGAUCAUGAAUUGCAAGCAGACUCUGGAGGAGGAGAUCUCAAUCAUGAGAAACGCCUCUCCAGAGCCAACGCUCAGCGACUACCCGUUGUUGCCCCUCAAAUAUCAAGACCUCAAGGUUCUCACCAAGAAUACCUUCCGCAAGGUCGGCGUUCGAAACAUGAACGAAGUGGAGGAGAUUUACCCAUGCUCUCCAAUGCAGGAGGGUCUGCUGCUCAGUCAGCUUCGCGACCCAACCGCUUAUAUGUUUCACACUGUCUUCGAGAUCAAGGAUCCACGUACUGGAAAGGUUGAUGCAGACAAGCUUGACCAAGCAUGGCAGCAAGUAGUCGAUCGCCACUCUGUGCUUCGAACAGUCUUUGUCGAUAGUACUUACAGCGGUGGAUCCUUUGAUCAGCUUGUCUUCAGGAAAAUUAGCGGCAAUAUGCUCCAUGUGCAAUGCUCUGAUUUCCAGGUCAUGGAGAAGCUUGGCGCCAUCUCUCUCAGUGACUUGAAUGCCAAGCGUCUGGCUAAUUUGUCUCACCAAAUGACUAUUUGCAAGACACAAACUGGACGCAUCAUUAUGAAGCUUGAGAUCAACCAUGCAAUCAUCGACGGUGGCGGUGUGGACGUUCUUCUGCGUGAUCUUGCUAUGGCCUAUGACAACCGACUUGUUGAGGGCCCUGGCCCACAAUUCAGUGACUAUAUUCAGUUCAUCAGAACUCAAAGUCAAGGCGCAGCUAUGGACCAUUGGAAAACUUACCUUGGCAAUAUCACCUCCUGCCACCUUCCUAACACCUCUGGUUCUCACGCUAAGCGUGAGCUCAAGGGUAUUCUAAUGGACUUCCAUCGUUUCCCUGAGCUGCAGACAUUCUGUGAGAAGACUUCAGUGACUUUGGCCAAUCUGACUUUGUCAGCAUGGGCUAUUGUCCUCACACAAGUCACGGGCAUGAGGGAUGUCUGCUUCGGCUAUCUAUCUACCGGUCGCGAUGCGCCGGUAAAUGGAAUUCAAGAUAUGGUCGGUAUCUUCAUCAACAUGCUUUGUUGCAGAGUGAAGUUCUCUGGCCAGGAGAGCCUUACAGACAUCUCCAAACGUGUCAAUGCCGACUACAUCAGCUGCAUUCCUCACCAGAGCUGCUCUUUGGCCAGCAUUCAGCACGAGCUUGGCUUGCAAGGGCUAUCUCUUUUCAAUACAACUCUGUCAAUUCAGAACCACACUGUCGCCGGUGGUUCCAGAGAGAAUAGUUUGUCCUUUGAUCUCCAAAAAGCUCAUGAUCCAAGCGAAUACGCUGUCACCGUAAACGUGGAUAUUUCAAGGGGUCAUGAGGGUAUCAUGCUACGUUACUGGAGCGAUGUGGUUUCCGAUGAGCAAGGUCAAUUCCUAGUUGACAGCAUUGCUAAGGUCUUCACUGGCUUCAUCGAGUCACCAGAUGAAGCAAUCACGGCCAUCAGCUUCAAAUCCAAGGCUUCGAAGCGCCCUUCGCCUCUGGAAACCAACAACUCACCUUCAACCAAAAUUGAUGAGGCUUCUAUUCAGAAGAUGGUAGAUGAUCGUGUAAAUGCGAUUAUUGAAAAAAUGUUGAGAGAAGGAAAGUUGGGCCCAAGUGCGUCAACUACAGACUUGUCUGGAGGCUUCGGUCAUCCCGACAAUGGGAUAGAUUCUCCCGCCUCAUCGCCGAUUCAAGAAGAUGCCGAUAGAUCAGAUGCGGAUUCGAUAACUUCGCAGUCAAGCCAGGAAGAUUUCCUGGUGGAUGUCGAUGUGGAGAUGGAAAAGAGACUUUGGAAACUUUGGAGUUCUGCCUUGGGUCUGUCACCAGAUGUGGUAAGACACAAGGACAGCUUCUUCAAGCUUGGAGGAGAUAGCAUCACUGCCAUGAAGAUGGUCAGUUCUGCGCGUGAGGAUGGGCUGGUUCUUACUGUUGCAGAUGUUUUCAACAACCCAGUGUUUGAAGAUAUGCUUGCUAUUGUGCGCGGGUCCAACAUCACACAAACGCUUCUUGACGUCGAUUUGAAGGAACACAGCAAGAUACAGGCACUGCCCAACAGUGCAACACCUUCUACCACCACAUUUUUGCCGAACCACUCAUACGAGAGCGUUUCUGCUCUUCGCAGCCAAGUUGUUGACGAUUACUCGGUACAGAAUGGCAUUUGCCCCAAGAUCGGUGUUUUCAAGGGUGGCAUUGCGGAUGUCCUCCCUGUAACUGACUUCCAGGCUAUGUCCCUGACUGCAACGCUAUUCAAAUCACGCUGGAUGCUGAACUAUUUCUUCCUGGAAGGGAAUGGAGUUUUGGAUUUGCGACGUCUUCGUGAGGCCUGUUUGAAAGUCGUUGAUGCCUUCGACAUUCUGCGAACUGUCUUUGUCUGCUUGAAUGAUCAAUUCUAUCAAGUCGUGCUCCGCAAGAUUCGUCCCAGCAUCUUCGUCUACGAGACGGAUCGGGGUCUGGAUGAGUUUACCCAAACGUUGCAGCAGCGUGACCGCGAGUACGGACCACGCGAAGGUGAGCAAUACGUGCAGUUCUACGUUGUUAAGAAGAAGAAUAGCGACCAGCACCGCAUCAUGAUUCGUCUUUCUCACACGCAGUACGACGGAGUCUGUUUGUCAAAGAUUAUGUCCGCUAUCAAGCUUGGGUAUGAAGGCAGCCCUCUACCACCAAUCACACCAUUCGCAAGCUACCUGCGUCAGCUUCCUGGCACCAUCACUCCUGAACAUUACAAUCAUUGGUCUAGACUUCUCCAUGGCUCGCAGAUGACAGAGGUUGUGCAACGGAAGGGUACCACCAUGUUCCAGAACAUUGGUGCUUUCACCGAGAUCCACAAGACCAUCGAGAUUCCCCCGAACGCUCUUGGAAACGUCACCACUGCAACCAUUAUGCAAGCUGCUUGGGCCUUGACUCUCGCCAAGCUUACUGCCUCGACGGAUGUCGUUUUCGGUCUCACUAUUAGCGGUCGCAAUGCCAUAGUGCCUGGUAUUGAAACCACCGUUGGACCAUGUGUCAAUGUGAUUCCUGUCCGAGUCAAGUUCAACGAUCAAUGGACUGCGCUGAAGCUAUUCAGCUAUCUUCAGGACCAACAAAUCUCCAAUAUGCCAUAUGAAUCUUUGGGCUUCCGGGAGAUUAUUAAGCAGUGCACCGAUUGGCCGGCCUGGAAAUACUUUACGACCUCGGUAUUCCAUCAGAAUGUAGGCUAUGAGGGUCAAUUGGAACUUGACGACAUCAAGUACCAAAUGGGUGGUGUCGGUGUCAACGACAACCUGGCUGAUCUGACUAUGGUAUCGCGUCCCACUGAUGAGCGCAAUCUCAGUGUUACCAUCGGUUAUUCUGAGAAAGGACCUAUUCACCCUGACUUCGCAACCAAGGUUUUAGACAUGGUCUGCGAAACUGCGCAGGCCCUCGUUGCAAACCCUUCGACUUCUCUGCCAUCGACAAGCAUGCUUCGAUCUCUGCCAUCUCAAGCCAUUGAUGAUCUGCCUCGCACCACUGACGAGCACUUCCUCAGUCAGCACCUCAAGUCUCGCUCUAUAGCAGAGCUGCUUGUUCAUUCGGACAUUCUUUCACGCUCUUGGCACCAAGUUCUACCCAAUCGUGUCACACCAAUCGACCAUGUGUCUGAUGAAAAGCACAAGGAUGAUUCACCUUUCCAGCUUGACUCUUCAUUCUUCGACUUGGGCGGUGACAUCUUCAAUAUGGCACAACUUACCUGGCUUCUUGAACAAGAAGGUCUCAAGGUUCGCCUUGAAGAUCUCCUGGAACACCCAUCUUUCUUGGGUCAGAUGGCCGUCCUGGCUUUGCAUAACGCAAAGUAUCAGGAAGACAGACCUGCUGAACUUGCUACUGGUGCUGUCGAGCCUGAUUAUCUGCCUGAGCCUGAAACUCUUCGUGUUCCUCAACCUGAGAAGAGAAAAACAUGGGGCAAUGUCAUGACUCUUGCUAGGAAGCUAAGACGGAAAAGCCACAACCCGUCUGUUUCUAGUAAUGCUUGA